AGAAAAUAAUGAGCGAUAUAGGUGUUAAAAUCGUUAAAGUUCUUAAUGCAGGAUCUGCGUAAAUAUUAAUACAUAAAUUUAUUUAGUAUUGUAUUAGCUUUUGCAGGAUUUUGGAUAGCCAUAAGUCAAUUAAUAAAUGGUCAUUUUAAUAUUGCUUCAUUUUUUGGACCAUUCUUCUUUGUGUAAAAUUUGAUUUCUCAAAUAUUAGAUUUUUUGGAUUUUUAUUGGUAGCAAAUGAAAUAAAAUUCGGACAUGUUUUAAAUGAAUAUGGAUUUUUGAAGACGUUUCUUGGAAGAGGAUUAUUUUAUAUUUUGUAAUUUAUUCCAUACUAUUAUAAUUUUAGUUUGUCAGGGGUUGUGUGUUAUGGAUAUUAUUCAAUAGCAGAUAAUUAUGUGUAAAUAAUGAAUCAAAUUAAAAUAGAGCAGGCAAUAUAUACGGAACAGUGUUUUUCGUGUUAGGAGUCUUUUAUUUGCUAAUGAAUUUUUAUGUAAGAUUUUUAGAAAUAUCCUUAAUAGCCAAAGGGAUCAUUAGGCAAUAUUUCAAGAGUAUUAUUAAUAUAUAUUUACUUAAUUAGUCUUUAUAGAUUCAAUGAUCAAUCAUUAGACAUAUUUAAAUUAUAAACAUAUUAAAAUAGUAUAAAUAAUUUAUGCAAUAACUUAAAAUUGAUAAAAAAAUAGUUAUGGAAUCACGUUUAGAGUUAAAACAACAUCUUCAAAAUUUUAUAUUAUUAAAGAGAAUCCAAUAACUACUUCAGCAGAUAAUAAAAUAUUUAUAUGAUUUGCGAUGAAUCAAGAUUGCAACAUAGAUUAAAGGAUAAGUUUUAUAUUGAAAUAAUUUAAUUAAUAUCUUUAGUUGAAAAAUAAAAGUAUGAUGCAACAACAAAUGAAAAUUGUAAAUGGUAAAAUUCAGCAAGAAAAAAUAUUCUUGAAGUAAGUUUAAAGAGAAAAGAUAUUAACUCUUAAAUAUAAUAACCCUAGAGUCAUUCAAUAGGCUAAACUCUUGUGUAAUCAAGAUUGACUUAAGGAUCAGCUGGACUUAAUAGGGCAUCUUAGAAAUAAAAUUAAGAUCAAUAAAGUUCAAAUUCUAUUUAUUAUGAUGAGAAUAAAAAUUAAUAAUUGAAGUUAGAAUCCUUAAAGUAGAAAUAUUAAGAAUAAGCUAAAUUAAUUGUAAAAAUAAUAAAUAUUCUAGGAAUAAUAUAAAUGAACUUUAGAUAGAAAUGCUUUUAUUUAUGAUUUGUUAAAGAAAUAAAAGGAAAAGGAAUGACCUGAUUAAAUCAUUGCUUCUACAUUAAGAGAUAAAACAAGUAUAUAGGAAUUAUUUUUUUCAUCAACAAUAGCACAUAUUUUAGGAGCAUUACUGA
Molecule: messenger RNA, 1360 nt
Organism: Paramecium primaurelia
Lineage: Eukaryota; Ciliophora; Oligohymenophorea; Peniculida; Parameciidae
Source: the annotation of a GenBank genome assembly